CCUAAACCUAAACCUAACUAAACUCCAUUCCAGUCUGGCAUUCGAGUCUUGUGUAAUAAUAAAACAUGCUGGAUUCUGGAUACGAAGACUUCUUUCUCAUAUAAGUAGAUAUUCAUAGAAAGGAAGUGGAAGUGCAUAGCGUAACAUUUUUCCUAUAUUUUUACCACCACUACUGUUCUCUCCAUUUAAUUCUGUCAACGUCUUCAAUAAUUAUCAUCGCAUGACGCUGGUCGCCUAUUUCUGCAGGGGACGAAGAAAUUCACCAAUUCGCAUACUCUGCUUAUUAUAACGGAGACUUUUACUUACAGAUUAAAAAAAUAAGAGUCUCGUAUUUCCUCUGGUUCAUUCAUUCGUGCAAGUUUUUGAUAAGUCGUCAUUCGUUAUAAAAUAUGUGUGACGAUGCCACAAUAAAAUUUGUAUGUAUAAGAAAUGAAUCAGUUUGUUAAACUGGACGACUGCUGGAAGUGAGUGAGUUUGCCAUUUUGAGUGCGAAUCUGGCACACAAAACCUUAUUCAUUUCAGGGGUGUCAGUUUUUCUGAAAAUGUAAGGAGGAAGAAAAGUUUGUGUCUGUGGGUGCAUGAAAAAUAAAUAAGCCGGCUUCCGGUUGUGAUAAAAGAAGAUGAGCGUGUCUACACUUAACUUUAAAUAAUGGAGAAAUAAACUGGAAUUAAUUUUAUAACGAUAUUUAUUUCUACAAAUUGAGAAAGUAUUAAGGAAAUUGUGGUGAAAUGAUUCGGUUAAAAGUGGUGGGUGGAAGGGUUCUAUUGCUCCUCUUGUUUGUGGUACCGUCGGGAUGGACGCGAAUAAACGAGCAAGGAGGUUGCAUCGGCUGCACGGUUCAGCCAUGUUUCUGUGAAGGCGAAAAAGGUCUUACGGGCGAGCGUGGAAUUCGUGGUCAAAGUGGAGCAGAAGGUUUUCCAGGCGACAUAGGACCAGACGGACCUUUUGGACCCAAGGGACAAAAGGGCGACCUUGGUAAUUCUGGAUCAAUGGGGGAGAAAGGUUAUCGGGGCGACGGUGGCGUUCCUGGCUUCGUAGGAGUCGCAGGACGUCCAGGGCUCCCUGGAACCGAUGGCCUCGCAGGGGACGAUGGAACAGAUGGGUGUAAUGGAACUGAUGGUGGGUCAGGCUUCCCUGGUCGACCUGGUGGAAUUGGGGGGCGUGGAAUGAUCGGACCUCAGGGUAAUCGGGGUCCUCCUGGUGAUGCAGGCGAGGGGGGCAUCAAUUCUCCCGGGUAUAAGGGCGAUUGGGGGGAGUCUGGUCGUCCAGGUAGCCCGGGCUUGCAAGGACAUCCAGGAAUGCAUGGACUAAUCGGACCACGAGGAGAUCCUGGUGACAGCGGACUUCCUGGAAAUUUUGGAGACUUUGGACAGAAAGGAGCAAAAGGAGAGAUGAACAUAAUUCCACCUGGGCCAAAGGGUGACUGGGGAGAUACCGGUGAUCCAGGGCCGCCUGGUCCUGGUAGCUCUGUCGUCCCACCGGAAAUCACUUUCUUACGAGGACCCAAAGGAGAAGUUGGGAUUAAGGGCGAGAAAGGAAGUAGUGGGCACAGGGGACCAUUUGGACCAAUGGGAUUGAGUGGCGUUCCAGGAAACCCGGGUGACAAUGGUGUCAGCGGUGAUCGCGGUGAUGAUGGUGCGAGAGGAAAACAAGGUCGGGAAGGUCCUGAAGGCCCUGCAGGUAUAAAGGGAGCCAAGGGCGCUCCAGGUUACGAAGGAGUUCCGGGAUUCGAAGGAGGAAAGGGAGAUUUUGGAGAUCCUGGGAGACGUGGUCAGAUUGGUGAUCAAGGCCCUCUAGGUCUACCAGGAGAGUACAAAGAAGGCGAAGAUGGUGUCGGGUCUCCAGGUCCAGUCGGCGCACAGGGACCAAUUGGCUAUUCAGGUCCCAAGGGUGAAUUUGGUCGACGUGGAGAAAAUGGCUUCAUGGGAAAUCGUGGCCCAGCAGGACCCCCAGGACCAGAGGGAAUAGCUGGAAAUCCAGGAAGGCCUGGUUUUACGAUGAAAGGUGAAGUUGGGGAUUCAGGUUUUCCAGGUCUUCGGGGCCCUGCUGGAUUUGAUGGCGUCCCUGGAGUGUAUGGAACUCAGGGAGCAAAAGGCUUUCCUGGAUUAACAAUUAUAGGCCCACCAGGAUUGGAUGGAAUUCCUGGGCGAGAUGGAUUGGACGGUUUACCAGGAGAAAGAGGAGAUAACGGAUAUCAAGGAGCCAAAGGUUAUCCAGGCGCAGGAUUCGACAUAAUUGGACCCCCUGGACCUAUGGGGACACCGGGAUUAGAUGGCGAUGUGGGGUUACCUGGUUUAGACGGAGUUCCUGGUUUUCCUGGUUUGAAGGGAAAAGGUGGGGAAAAUUGCGGCCCUUGUUUCGAUGGAUUUCCGGGCCUCGCUGGAGAGAAAGGAGAAAUUGGCUUUCCUGGAAUUCCUGGCACUGUGGGUCUUCGAGGUUUAACAGGUGAACGUGGCUUUCCUGGACCCCGUGGAAAAGACGGACUACCAGGCUUUAGAGGAAUACCUGGACGACCUGGAUCGUUCGGUUUAGCUGGUUUUCCUGGAGAAAAAGGUGUCCCAGGUGAAGUAAUAAUGCCCGAGACGGAACUAAUUAUAGGACCACCUGGACAAAUUGGCGAUAAGGGAUAUCCAGGCCUAGAUGGUGUACGUGCAUUGCCAGGGCCCCCUGGCCGACCAGGAGAUCCGGGACCCGUUGGAACAAAGGGAACGAAAGGCUUAAUGGGAGAUGCUGGGCUACCCGGAUUUGAUUCCCGUCCAGGAAUACCGGGAAUACCUGGACAGAAAGGAGAACCCGCUGAUUUCUUUAUCGACAAAGAAGUUCUACGAGGAGAUCCAGGCUAUGAUGGCAGACGUGGACCACCAGGAGAAUUAGGCGAGGUUGGAUUUCAAGGCGAACCUGGGGACAGUUUAGGCUUCCUCGUGAUGGGAGAACACGGAGAUCCAGGCUUCCCUGGUCAGAAGGGUCUACAAGGAGAUCGUGGCCUUGAUGGAAAUCCAGGUUUUGAUGGGCAAUUUGGUGACAAAGGAGAAGCUGGAGAUCAGCGUCCUGGUAUUUUUGGAGAAAUGGGAAGCAAAGGUUACGCCGGAAUACCUGGAGAUGCAGGGCCACGUGGAUUAAAAGGACGCGCAGGAGGAGAUGGCUUUGAUGGAACCCCUGGCCGUCACGGUGGAAAAGGUGAAAGAGGUGACCCUGGAAGUGGUGUGUUAUCCGGAGAUCCUGGAUUACCCGGAUAUCGAGGCCAAAAGGGAGAGCGUGGAAUGGAAGGUCCUCCAGGCUUGGAUGGAAGAGACGGUCCAACGGGGUUAGAUGGGUUACAGGGAAUGAAGGGUGCCCCAGGCCAAAAUGGAUUCCCAGGAAUUAAAGGAGAACGUGGCGAACCUUUACCCGGUCUUCCUGGACUUGUCGGAUUACCAGGAUUACCUGGACCGGUUGGAUUGCCUGGAAUUUUUGGUCCAUCUGGACCCAUGGGUGGUCAAGGACGAAACGGACAAGAUGGAUUUCCUGGCCCGAGGGGAGAUCGUGGAAGGCCUGGAGUUCGAGGUAUCGAAGGAGACGUUGGACCUGACGGACCAGAUGGAAGAGUUGGCAGGACAGGAAAUCCGGGUCCAUUCGCAGAAAAAGGAGAUCAAGGCGACACUGGGACACCUGGUUAUGUUGGCUUUAAAGGUUUGCCUGGAAAUCUUGGAUAUUUGGGAAGAAAAGGUGAAAUUGGAGAGUGGGGACCUGUUGGGUUGGAUGGGUUGCAGGGAGCUCAAGGAAUUACCGGUGCUCCCGGAGACAGAGGCUUCCCCGGGUAUCGAGGUCAGCCUGGAGAUGAUGCUACCUUCGGAAAUGCUGGCGAUAUAGGAGAUUCGGGAUCCGUUGGAGAAAAAGGCUACCCUGGUCGGAACGGUUAUGACGGACUAAAAGGAGAGCGUGGAUCUUACGGGGAGUCAGUUCCUGGCCCAAUUGGAGGUGUGGGAUCGAGAGGAGAUGUUGGCUGGCCGGGAAUGAAGGGCUUCAUGGGAGAAAUUGGUUUACCUGGUGUUGCUGGACCCGCUGGCGAGCCGGGCGACAUCGGAAGAGCUGGUUUUGCCGCAUUAAAUGGCCGAAAAGGAUUCAAAGGGACGCAGGGUUUCGCAGGGAGUCCAGGACCGGGACCACAGGGACUAAAAGGAAUGGACGGCGAUCCUGGCCUUUUUGGCCGAAAUGGUCUUCCUGGAGAUCCUGGGCCAAUGGGAAAAUCAGGUCUCUUCGGAUUAGCUGGCAUCAAAGGAUCCGUAGGAGAUCCUGGUUAUAUGCAAUCUGGGUUUGGAGGACCUCCUGGAGAUUGGGGACCCAAAGGUGUCCGUGGGGAUAAUGGAACACCCGGAUUUUCUGGAGUCAAGGGACGCAGGGGAGAUCCUGGCCGAGUAGGACCCCCUGGUCUGGAGGGAUCUCCUGGGGCCAAAGGUCAAAGGGGUACUACUGGACCCAUCGGUUUAAAAGCCCCUGAAGCGCUCGCCCUUGCUGGGGAUAUAGGAGAACCUGGAUCGCCUGGAAAAGUUGGCAGACCUGGCUUUCACGGACAAAAAGGAAAACCUGGAGAUUACGGGAGAAAUGGGCUGCCUGGAUUGCGAAUGGUCGGACCGGUGAGAGUAGGACAAAAGGGUUUGCCUGGAGAGGAUGGAUUACCGGGAGGUCAGGGAUUCAGGGGAAAAGAUGGGUUGCAGGGAAGACCGGGUUUAAUCGGAAGAAAGGGAAGCAUUGGCGACCCUGGAUUUGCGGGAUCACCGGCUACUUCAUUUACUGGCGAACCAGGCGUCAGUGGAAUCCCUGGAGGUCGAGGGUUCAAGGGCCCUCCCGGUGACUCUGGAUUUGACGGGCUACCAGGAUUGGAUGGUCUCAAAGGAAUGCACGGCGAUCCUGGAUUUUCUGGAAGACCUGGCGCCUUUGGCGAGAAGGGAGAAAAAGGAGAGGCUGGAGUACCGGGAUUUGUCACAGCUUAUUCGAAGGGUUUACCAGGAAGACCAGGUAACCCUGGUCGACAAGGCGCAAUUGGAACUCCGGGCUUAUCUGGAUUACCCGGUCCGUCUGGCGAACUCGGCCGAGAUGGACGACCCGGUUUACCUGGCUUAAGCGGGCCUAAGGGAGUCAGAGGCGAUGGUGGGAUAGCUGGUAGAGAAGGAAAUGAAGGUCGCGUCGGUCAAUUCGGAGCAAAAGGUGACCCUGCCCCACCCGGACCACCACCAAAGUCACGAGGUUAUUUUUUCACUCGACACUCUCAAACAGUUCGGGACCCUAUUUGCCCUACGGGAAGUACACUUCUCUGGGCUGGAUACUCACUUUUACAUCUCACCGGAGACGGGAAAGCGCGUGGGCAAGAUUUGGGGGCACCGGGUUCAUGUCUCGCCAAAUUUUCGACGAUGCCGUUCCUCUUCUGUAAUUUGAACAAUGUGUGCAAUUACGCGUCGAGAAAUGACUACUCGUACUGGCUCUCGUCAUUCGAACCACUCCCCAUGAUGAUGAUGCCCAUUACUGGACUGGAAAUUAAAAAGUAUGUGUCGCGUUGUGCCGUUUGCGAAGCACCGUCGACCGUUAUUGCCGUCCACUCACAAACCACGGAUGUUCCAGACUGUCCAAAUGGGUGGUACCAAAUGUGGAAUGGCUACUCUUUCCUCAUGCACACAGACGCUGGGGCGGAAGGAGGUGGUCAGCCUUUAGCAUCGCCGGGUUCAUGUCUUGAAUUUUUCAAGCCGUUGCCCUUCAUCGAGUGCAUCGGUCAAGGGAAGUGCAACCUCUUCUCGUCCGCUUUCUCGUACUGGUUGGCUACUAUUCCCGAGUCAAAGCAGUUCAUGCGCCCAGAACACGAAACCACAAAAUCAGGCAGCCACGAGAACAGGAUAUCGAGAUGUUCUGUGUGCGGCAGGAGGCGACCUGAUGAAUUGACUGCGGGGUCAGCUCAACCAGGAUCGCAGCAGGGUAGGAGGGUAUCCAACUUCGGGUAGAUUUCGGGUAGAUUUGUAAUUUUCAUAUAGUGGGGCGAAAUUCGCAAGGGAAUUGUGCUAUUUUUUUGCACGAAAUUAAUCCAAUUUCUAAUCAUAAUUGUGUAAAUGUCGAUGUAUCUUAAUUACAGAAGCACGUGUAGUCAAAUAAUUAUGAUAGCAUAAACAACGUGUGCCAAAACUAUACAAUUUUGCCAAAAAUUUAAAAUUUAAAAUAUUUAUGUGCGUUUCGUUCAAACCAAUUUUGAAUUUUUGUUACCAGAAUUAUAAAUACUUAAUUAACAGAAUAGGAAUUGAUGUACUUAACUAAUUGUACGGAAUUAUUUUUUAUGUUCACGGAGAUGUAACCCGUCACCCGUAAUAACACUGCCAAUAAUAAUUACACUGCCAUCUUAUAGUAAUUAACUAUAUGUAAUAACUAUAUUUUAAUUAGUAUAUUGUAAAGAGUAAAGUUUAUAUUUAAUUAAAAAUUGGAAUUUGGAUGACAUUUUUAA
Messenger RNA from Folsomia candida, 6461 nucleotides. RefSeq names its product collagen alpha-1(IV) chain. The record is from RefSeq and is a predicted model, not a curated record. NCBI's taxonomy places the organism in Eukaryota, Metazoa, Arthropoda, Collembola, Entomobryomorpha, Isotomidae. Gene Ontology annotation, cellular component: collagen trimer. The transcript has 62 exons. Gene Ontology annotation, molecular function: extracellular matrix structural constituent. Bases 730 to 5970 code for a protein of 1746 amino acids.